Messenger RNA from Harpegnathos saltator (Jerdon's jumping ant), 1136 nucleotides. It is a transcript of the gene scu, whose product is annotated as hydroxysteroid 17-beta dehydrogenase 10. The transcript is spliced from 3 exons. Bases 224 to 994 code for a protein of 256 amino acids. Gene Ontology annotation, cellular component: mitochondrion. The record is from RefSeq and is a predicted model, not a curated record. Gene Ontology annotation, biological process: estrogen metabolic process; fatty acid metabolic process; androgen metabolic process. Gene Ontology annotation, molecular function: estradiol 17-beta-dehydrogenase [NAD(P)+] activity. NCBI's taxonomy places the organism in Eukaryota, Metazoa, Arthropoda, Insecta, Hymenoptera, Formicidae.
ACAUUUUAUCGUUGUAUAUACAUACAUAUUUGAACAAUUUAUCGUGUGUGCAGAAGAUGACUCGUCGUUAAAGCAAGUCGUAACGCCAUUUCAAAGUCCGUUUGGCAGUCUUGAAAUAACCAUCGUUCGCCCGAAUUGUUUCAGAUUAAUUCGAACUCUUCGGCAAUCGUCACUUGUUGGACGCUACUUUGCGCUGUAACGAAGUUGCAUUUCUAUUUUUAAUAUGUUGAAGGGAGUUGUAGCUUUGGUAACUGGUGGAGCUUCUGGUUUGGGCCAUGGCACUGUACACAGAUUUGUCCAGCAAGGUGCCAAAGUAGUCAUUGCUGACUUACCGACUUCCAAGGGAGAAACUGUGGCCAAAGAACUAGGAGGAAUUAAUGCAGUGUUCUCACCUAUGGAUGUAACGUCUGAAUCAGAUGUUCAGGCAACUCUAGAGCUUACAAAACAGAAAUUUGGCAAAUUGAACGUAUUGGUGAAUGCGGCGGGUAUCGCAAUCGCGCACAAAACAUACAACAGCAACAAAAAGAUUGCUCACCAUUUGGAUGAUUUUGCCAAGGUCAUCCAAGUUAACACCAUAGGCACGUUUAAUGUCAUUCGUCUCUCAGUAGGAUUGAUGAUUGAGAACACUCCAAAUCAGGAUGGUCAGAGGGGCGUAGUUGUUAACACAGCGAGCGUGGCGGCAUUUGAAGGCCAAAUAGGUCAAGCUUCUUAUUCUGCAUCGAAAGGUGCGGUAGUAGGUAUGACGUUACCGAUUGCACGUGACCUUGCGAAAGAUGGAAUUCGCGUGGUGACGAUUGCACCAGGACUCUUCGAUACGCCCUUAUUGAGGGCGUUACCUGAGAAGGUACGAGUUUUCCUAGCGAAAACUAUACCUUUCCCUCAAAGACUGGGGCAAGCUGAUGAGUAUGCUAUGUUGGUGCAGCAUAUCGUAGAAAAUCCAAUGUUAAAUGGUGAGACCAUUAGAUUGGAUGGUGCACUGAGAAUGCAAGCUUGAAGAAUCUUCAGAAAAUUAUACCAUGUAUCGCUGAUAAUACAUGGUAUAAGAUAUAGAAAUCAUUUUUGUCAUUAUUCCGAUACUAAACAUGCAAAAUAUCAAUUAUUUUUUACUAAUAUUUUAUUACAUUUAUGAUAAUACA